Hylaeus anthracinus is the source of this 987-nucleotide messenger RNA. It is a transcript of the gene PIG-F, whose product is annotated as phosphatidylinositol-glycan biosynthesis class F protein. NCBI's taxonomy places the organism in Eukaryota, Metazoa, Arthropoda, Insecta, Hymenoptera, Colletidae. Gene Ontology annotation, cellular component: endoplasmic reticulum membrane. The coding region runs from base 164 to 871 and encodes 235 amino acids. The transcript is spliced from 2 exons. Gene Ontology annotation, biological process: GPI anchor biosynthetic process. The record is from RefSeq and is a predicted model, not a curated record.
GUUGAAAAAUAAAAUGUACGAAUGUAUUAUUAAUCAUUGCAACGAAAAAUGGUACAUACAAUGAAACACGAUGAUAAUCGUGUAAAUAUGAUAACAUAACAAAUACUGUAUUGAGAAGAACCGUUUUAUUUUACACCAAUUUUGAUUACAGGUUAAGGAAGCUAUGACAAACAUGACAGUUGGAAACAAAUUGGGUCAAAGAUUGUUAUUAUCCUAUUGUUCUUUCACUUGCAUUUACUUUCCUGGUAUUCUGAUAUUACUCAAGUUAAAUGACAACUUGUACAACGUGGGAAAGUACAAAUUUAUCCCAGUAUUAUUAAUUCUGCUUUUUGCAGAAGUGAUAAAGUUACUGUUUCCUAUGUUUCAAUCUGAUUCAAUAAUUAUAGGGAAGACUGAAUUAAGAACAUCCUCAAAAGCUAGAAAGUCUUGGUCAAAAUAUUUGAAAGAAAUUUUUAAAUUUUUAUUGGCUGCUUUUCUUUUGUCUGUUAUAUAUUAUAUUAUAAUUAUACUAUUCGGUGCACCUGUAUUUAUGCAUCACGAAGAAACUAUCAUGCUGACUCUCACAUUAACUACUCUUACAUUUGUUCCUGCCAGUUUGCACUUAGGAGUGGAUGGUGUAUUAGAAAUCAUGACAGGAACACAAUCUCAAAAAGGGAAUGUCUUAGUGGAUGCUGUAAAGAUUAAUAUUCAAGCUACACUUCUAGGUACAUGGUUAGGAGCUAUUGUAAUUCCAUUAGAUUGGGAUCGACCAUGGCAAGCUUGGCCAAUACCAUGUGUAAUAGGUGCUCUUCUUGGCUACAUGAUUGCACACUUUAUUACUCUUGCAAAAACCCUACCUAUGUUAAAAUUAGCCAAAAAAGUUCAUAGAUAAAUAAUAAUAUUUACACAGAUAGUCAUAAUAAUUUAUUUACAAAUUAUGACAUUUUAGAAUAAGAUUUUACAAUGCUUAAUGUCAUGAGUCAUGAGUUGAACAAUGUGAAUAAAGUA